AUGCCUCCCAGAAUAAACAUCCCCCCAGUCACCCGCAUCCUGCUCAUCACCCUCGGUCUGCAGAGCAUCCUCAGCGCCGCCAUCCGCUACAAGCAAUGGAGCGCCAACUCGGAGAUUGUCAUCCCUUACCUCAACCUCAUCCCACAGCUCUCUCUGAUAUAUCCAUGGACCUUCCUGACUACCACACUGGUAGAGAGCAACAUCUUCACCUUGGCCAUCGCCGCCGUCACCCUCUACCAUGGCGGUCGGUAUCUCGAGAGGGCUUGGUCGUCUAAGGAAUUCGCCAAGUUCCUCCUGAUCACCGCCCUGGUACCCAACACUCUGUGCUUUGGUGUCAUGGUGACCUUCUUCACCGUCACUCGUAACGAGAGCUGGACGCUGACCACCAUCGCCGGCACCAUCCCUCUCCAGAUCAGCUUCCUCGUCGCCUUCAGCCAGCUCGUCCCCGCUCACACCGUCACCCUCUUCAGGGGCAUCCUCUCCCUUCGUGUGCCCCGAUUCCCACUACUCUACCUCGGCCUGGUAUUUAUCCUCAGCCUGACGCCCCUCCUCACCGUCGCGUCCUUCCUGCUCGCCAUCUUCGGCCUCAUCACCAGCUGGACCUAUCUGCGCUUCUACAAGACCGUCUUCCCCGACCUCGACUCCUCGCAGACGCCCUACUCGCUGCGCGGCGAUGCCUCCGAGACAUUCGCCUUCGCCGAGUUCUUCCCUGCCCCCGCGAAGCCCCUGGUGGCCGCAUUGAGCGACCAGAUUUUCAACGUCCUCGUGGCCCUGCGCCUGUGCACGCCGUUCUCGCAGGCCGAGGUCUCGGCUGCCGGGGGCUCCGGGGGUUACCACCCCUACAGCCACCGCAACGCGGCACCGGGCAGCGCGAGGGCUGAGGCGGAGCGACGGAGGGCACUGGCGCUCAGGGCGCUGGAUCAAAAACUGCAUGCGGCGACUGCUGGGCGUGGAGGGGCCGCCGGCGCCGGGGCCUCAAUCGCAGGGGGGCGAUCCAACUCGCCCGCGCCUCCACCGCCUGCGGUCACUGCGGAGCCUCCGCCCACAACCGGUCCCACGGUGCUGCAACAACCGGUGUCCAACAACCAGACGGCUAUGACAUCACGGCCGAGCGACGGCAUGCUGGGGGAGACGACCUACACGCCUGAUCACGAUGACGGGGACAAGGGCGCGGCAUAA
Messenger RNA from Diaporthe amygdali, 1179 nucleotides. RefSeq names its product rhomboid family protein. Gene Ontology annotation, biological process: retrograde vesicle-mediated transport, Golgi to endoplasmic reticulum. Gene Ontology annotation, cellular component: Golgi apparatus; membrane. Lineage: Eukaryota; Fungi; Ascomycota; Sordariomycetes; Diaporthales; Diaporthaceae. Bases 1 to 1179 code for a protein of 392 amino acids. The record is from RefSeq and is a predicted model, not a curated record. The transcript is spliced from 2 exons.